AACACAAGAGUUGCCAACAAAUUCUCAUUAGCAAGUUCCAUGUGCAUAUAUAUCAACACCCAGACAUAUCUGGCACUUUGCCCAAUGGAUUCCGAUCAAUGUCAAGUAUCACUGUAACAGGAUGAACUUUGCACAGACCAAGUGCAGUCCCUGGGCUCGUCAGCUGUAUGGGGUACUAUAUUUAUUUCUACCUCAUUGCCUCAACUUGUCACUUUGAUGCCCUCUGUUUAUUUUGAAGGACCUUCUGUUUGGAGCAUCGAACAAGCUGCUCCAACUUAUAAGACAAAAGUGGCUCAAGAUGCAGAAAAAUAUCAGUGAUAUGGCUGAAGCAAUUACACUCUCCAAGACAGAUGACCAACCUUGGGGAUUUCGUGUUACUGGCGGCCUGGAUUUCGGGACACCUGUAACAGUGAUAAAGGUAACAGCAAACAGCCUGGCAGAGCAAGCAGGCUUGAAAGUGGGGGACAUGUUGCUACAGGCCAACGGACAGCCUCUUUCAUUCCUGACACACCAUGAGUAUACCAAGUUUCUUAUUGAAGCGGGUAACUUUAUUGAACUUGUCAUUGUAAGAGGUAGCCUGGUUUUGGCACCACCUUUAGCUUCGCUUGAACCAACAGCAAAAGAGGGAACUGAAAUUAAUCACCUGGAAGACAAACAAAAUGUUGACAAAACAGAUGACAUUUCAAACUCCAAACCACUUCCAGCUUCUGAACCUAGUCUAUUUGAAAGUAUUUUUGGGCCACUGGAUGUACAGGAAGAUAUGAAAAAUACUGAAAAUGUAAUUCAAGAAUUGAAUGAUCAGCCAAGCCAUCAGCUUGAAACAACAAUGGAUGACCAAACUCAAAAUGAAGAGAAAGUAACUCUAGUGUUGCCUGAAUCAGCUGCCGAAGACACUGACAUGACAAUGCCAUUACAACCAGGAGCUGAAUCACAACCACUGUCUCAAGAACAGGAAGUGAAAGAGCAAUCAGAAGAAACAGCAACAGAGGAAGUGAAAAGAGAACUAUCAGAAGAAGAGAUUUCGGAUAUAAUGGUGGGACGUGCUGAGGUCUUAACGGGAACAACUAUUGGAGUGGAUUUUGAUAAACUGGAGCCAAAGGCUGAUGUUAUUGAGAAGUCACAAGUUUUACAACUGCUCAAAGAAGAGGAAAAUGAGCCUGAAAAGAAGAAACUAACCACCUUCUUACAGGUGCCAAACCGACCAAAAAUAAAGCCAAAAGAGAAGCCCAAGGAAGCCAAAGAGCCACCCAAACAGCCAGAGCCACAAACAGAGAACAAAAUAAAUCAAGAAGUCACUGAAAACGGAGAGGAAGAGCAGAUAACAGAAAGUGAUCAACCAAAUACGGAACAGGACAUAAAAGAACCACAGUUGACUGACAAAGAACAAUCAGAAGAAAAUGAGUUACCAGAAGAACAAAAGGAGAAAAAUGAAAUUAAUGCUGAGACAGUGGAAAAUCCACAAAUUGAAGAACCUGAGAAGGCAAAUGAAGACAAGCUGUUGGAGAUCCAAAGCCAAUUGACUGCAUUACUGCAGUUGCCAGUGGUAAUGCAACAGCAACUCUCGUUUAUUCAGCAGCAAUUAACAAAUAUCGUACAACAAAAGAUUGCUGAAAUAAACCCUGUAUCAACUGCAGAAGACACCGAUGCUGAGAAAGAAGGUAUGAAAGACAUGGACAGAAAUUUCAUGAAUGAAGGGGUUAAAGAAACAGAGGAGGAAAGGGCAGAAACUGAAGCUCAACAAGAAGAAUUACAAGAUGGUGAAGAAAAAGAAACUGCUGAUGAGGAAGAGAAAGUACCAGACAUAAAUCAAACUGCAGAAGGUGACAAAGUCAUUGAAGCAGAAACUGAUGAAUCAGCUACUGUAAAAGAAAACCAGGAAAAGGAACCCCAAAAUGUGGAAACUGAUUCGGCUGAAACUACUGAAGAGACUCCGAAAGAGGAACGGAAACGUGACAUUAAGUGGCAGAAGGAGAGACCUAAGAAGAAUAAGCCAUUUUUCCCACUUACACCACAUCCUAGGCCAAUUGUGCUGCCAGGGAGAAUAAAAUUUCAGAUGAAUCCUGAGGAAGCUUAUGAUGAUGAUUUCAUUGCAGAAACACUGAGUGGAAAUGCUGAAGUGAUAAAAGGUACAACAAUAGGGGUAAACUUCCAAAAAUAUCAAAGGAGCUAUGAUCAUCUGAAAUCAUCGAGUGUGUAUCGUAUGAUUCAUGAAACUGAAAAGAGAUGCCCUGGUGCUUUCGAAGGACGGCCAGAGAAAAUACUAGCAUUGGAGGACUAUAAACAAGUAUUACAGAUUGGUGAGAGCUAAAUGAUAUAUAAAAAGAGGACACAUCUUAUAAUGCACAGAAUUCCAGAUUUCUCAACAACUUGAAGCAGAAGAAGAAGUUAGUAUACAAAUUAUUAAGGAGUUUACUACGAACAUAUCUAAGUGCAGAAGGACACUGUGAAACAACUCCUGCAACAUGGGAUGUGUUACAAGUUGUCUCAAUACUUAAAAAUGUAAAAUGUUCAAUCUUUGAUAGAGUAAUAUAAUUUACUGCCUAUGAUAAAAGAAGCAGUAUACUAUGGAGGUUUUAACUCAGCUUUUCUUUCUAGCCAGUAACCCAUGUGGAACCAAAAAUAAAAACCAGUAAUGUCUGUAUAAAACAAUCUUAAUAUUAUUUUCUUUAUAGCUCCCUUCCCCAUUUUAUAAAUUUUAGAUGCUCUAUGGCUAAUGUUGCAAAUUAAAUAAUUUAAUCAUCACUGUUACGGUUGUUUAGAAUUGUUCUGAAAGGUGUUUGUGAGCAUCCCUUGUGGCUAAUUCAGUAGUUUUCUUAUUUUCUGUGAAAUACACAAUAAACACAGCAUUUUGUUCUCUUUUCUUAACCCCAAUUAAAAUGCAGAUGUUCCUUGCAAACAGAUUUUCAAGGUAUCAAUAAUGCAAAUUUAACAAUUUCAUUGCUUUUUAUUGUCAAGCUGGUGGGUAAAAUAAAUAUUUUUGUUCUCUUC
Molecule: messenger RNA, 2988 nt
Organism: Cryptotermes secundus
Lineage: Eukaryota; Metazoa; Arthropoda; Insecta; Blattodea; Kalotermitidae
Gene: Zasp67
Product: titin
Exons: 12
Coding region: 299-2308 (669 amino acids)
Biological process (GO): actin cytoskeleton organization; muscle structure development
Cellular component (GO): stress fiber; Z disc; adherens junction
Molecular function (GO): actin binding; muscle alpha-actinin binding
Source: RefSeq, a predicted model, not a curated record